This is a messenger RNA of Olea europaea var. sylvestris, 2562 nucleotides long. Its product is annotated as probable WRKY transcription factor 19. The record is from RefSeq and is a predicted model, not a curated record. The transcript has 2 exons. Bases 445 to 2322 code for a protein of 625 amino acids. NCBI's taxonomy places the organism in Eukaryota, Viridiplantae, Streptophyta, Magnoliopsida, Lamiales, Oleaceae.
UUCUACUAUUAAUCGAAUUCUCACUCGAUUUUCUCUCUCAUUUUUUUCUCCACCAAUUUCACUCUCUCACACUUCUUUCGGAUUUGCCGGCACUCCAAAACCCUAGUUUUCGCCAAGCAUUUGAUUGUUCUCUUGCACCUUUAAACUCCCUAAAUCUGAAGGAUGACUAGUGGCCAGUUUAUGUCUGCAUGGAUAAUGAUGUUUCUCAAUCGAUAAAGCUUGUGAUUUUCUCAAAUUAUAUUACAUAUCUUAGAAUGGAUCGCCAGGACACUUCAGGUUUUGUUAGUGGUGGAUGUUGUCCCAUUUUUGGAAGCUACUGUUUGAUCUUUACUCAUUAGUAUUUCCCUUCUUUUCUUCUUCAACCUCGGGAAGUCCAGCAAUCUGUUAUUUUCAUAAUUUUAAAUUUCAUCCAUUGAUUUGUCUUGAGGGGUGAAUUGACGGUGCAUGGACAGCACCCCCCACUGUGCUUUUUCUUUGGCCUCUGUGUCAAAAGAUCUAUGCAAAUUUGUCAAUUGUCAGGCCUUUGCUGCUCCGGAUCUUAAUGCACAUGGUGUGACAAGAUCCUGUUAUUCCAACAGAAGCAAGAGGAAACGGAAUGUUGUUAAUGGGCAUAUUAACUUGAAAGAUGGAUCUACUCUGGUUCUUGGUUUGGAUCGUUCAUCAAGUUUCUACACUGCCAUAUGCUCAGGGAAAGAAACGGAAGAGUCUUCUAUUGAUCUUGGUCCAAGUACCAACAUCAACCUAGGAGAUGACAGGACAUCCAACCCAACUAAGGUAGCUGCUGGGGCUCAAAAUACACUUGAAGCAAGGAAGCCUAAAAUAGACUUAGAAUUGAGUCUAUCCACUGGACCUGCUGAAUCUGAUGUCACAACUGUUUCUCAACUCUUUAGUCCUUACCAAAACAAUUCCAAGUCAGCAGCAUUAGCCUCCACAUUUCAACUUGUGGACGAAGGAUCAACAUCAUCUCGUUGGAAAACUGGGCCUCUUGUGUCUCCAUUGCAGAAUCUAGAGACUUCGAUUCCUUUGGAUCAAGGCCAUUACUGGGACAAUCCUACUUCGGCGACCCUAAAUGUUGUAUCAACUCCAGCAGCAACACCAUGCUCAGUUGCUGGUGCUUCUGGGUCAGUUACGAAGCAACAGCAGCGCCGAACCGCUGUGAAAACUUGUAGGUUUGAAGGAUGCAUCAAGGGAGCAAGAGGUUCUUCUGGUCUUUGUAUAGCCCAUGGAGGUGGCAGGAGGUGUCAGAGGGAAGGCUGUCAAAAGGGAGCUGAAGGCAGGACAGUUUUCUGUAAGGCUCAUGGAGGUGGUCGGCGUUGCCAGUAUCUUGGGUGUACUAAGAGUGCUGAAGGUGGUACUGAAUACUGUAUAGGUCAUGGUGGUGGUAGGCACUGCAAUCACAAGGGCUGUGUUCGUGCUGCAAGAGGUAAGUCUGGCAUGUGCAUUCGUCAUGGGGGUGGCAAAAGGUGUAUGAUGGAAAAUUGCACCGGGAGUGCUGAGGGAAUAUCUGGCCUCUGCAUAUCUCAUGGAGGUGGUCGUCGCUGUCAGUAUCCUGCAUGUACAAAGGGUGCUCAGGGUAUUACAAUGUUUUGUAAAGCUCAUGGUGGUGGCAGCAGGUGUACGUUUUUGGGCUGUACGAAAGGUGCAGAAGGAGGUACUCUGUUAUGCAAAGGCCAUGGUGGGGGGAAAAGAUGUACAUUUGUUGGAUGCACGAAGAGCGUGCAUGGGGGAACUUCAUUUUGUGUUAGUCAUGGAGGGGGCAAGAGGUGUGCCGUGUCUGAAUGCACUAAGAGUGCAAGGGGACGCACGAACUAUUGUGUCCGCCAUGGGGGUGGAAAAAGGUGCAAGUUUGAAGGAUGUACAAAGAGUGCACAAGGAAGCACUGAUUUUUGCAAAGCGCAUGGUGGUGGAAAACGCUGCUCUUGGGGACAGUUGAGUUCAGAGUUUGGUAGUCAAGGUGCCAUUCCAUGCGACAAGUUUGCUAGAGAGAAAUCUGGCUUGUGCAUUGCCCACAGUGCACAAAUUCAAGAUAAACAUAUGCACAAGAGUGUUUCUAUGGUUUCUGCAGUUCAGGAUCUACCCCCUAGCUCAUUUUCCCAGUUGAAAGAGUUUUCUGCAACUGGAAGCGUUCUUUCUGAUUGCAUUGGUACAUGGAUUGAAUCAAAGGGUUAUAGGCAACAACUGAUUACUACGCGGAUUUCACCACAAGAAAAUUUCACUCAUGGAAGCAUGAGCUUGAAUGAUUUGUCUCUUCCAGAAGGUAGGGUGCAUGGAGGAAGCUUAAUGACUUUGCUUAAGAGGAAGUACAAGCACAAGCAACAAUAAUCAAGAAGUUGGUCGAAAUUUGGAGCCAAUAAAAUCUUAUCCUAUGCCUCAUAGUUGGGUGUAAGUUAAAUUCAUCCCAUUAUGCUGUCUUCUUCCCAGGCAGUUCUAUUGGUUUCAAAAGAUUUCUAUUGCAUUUUGUUUGUCUUUGGAGUUGGUACUGUGGAUAAGGAAUCCUUAUCUCAUUCAUUGUGUUAUAUUGUGCUUGGGAACUUCAGAAGUCCAAGAAUUUAAAGUAUUGAA